GGGCGCUGCGAAAGUGCAUCGGGCUGAUGAGCGCGCGGACCCUCGUGCUCGGCCAGUGCCGCGCCGGCGGGCAGGAGCUGCGAGGCUGCAGCCCACGACCGUUCCAGUCGUAUUUGGAUCACCUGCUCGGGCUGCAUUGCAUCCGCGCGGGGACCUGGCAGCCGCUGCAGCAAGCCCGCCCGCGGUUUCGCGCAGCGCCCCAGCGGGCGACCGAAGGUCCAGUGGCCGAGGGGCGCUACGUCGCGACGCCGCUGGCCUCUGCCUUCCUGGCGGAAGCAGGCGAGGGCGGCGCGGGCAACGGGGGCCGGCGCGGCGCGUGCCAGGCCGCGCCUUGUCAGGGCAGGCCGUGCCAGUGCGCGAACGGCCAGGGCCAGGCGCCGGGCGGCGGGAAGAUCUGCGCCGCGCGCAAUUCCAAUGUGGCCAGGUGUGGCCCGGAGAAACGCCGUUUCCACCGCGUGUGCUCGCUCUGCCUUGCGCGAGGCCACCCGCGACGCGAGUGCAAGGGGGCCGCCCGCGGGGCCGACUCGCGG
Messenger RNA from Prorocentrum cordatum, 530 nucleotides. Lineage: Eukaryota; Dinophyceae; Prorocentrales; Prorocentraceae. The record is from the annotation of a GenBank genome assembly.